UGUCUUGUUGUUGUCCAUAUGACGGUUUGCUCUCAUGCGGUAACUUGUUCCAAUUGCAAGGUGGACCUCCAAGAGAAGCCUGAUUGGAUGACCGUGAAUCAAUUCUGCGGCAUUUUCCAGCGCAAUGCAGAAGCUGCCAACCUUGCCAAGGGCUGGACUGUCCCCAAAGAUUGCAUCGACUACAUUGGAGACUACAUGACAAAGGGGUUGUAUGGGGGUGAUGUGUGGGGAGCAACUCUCCAAUCUACUAAGUUUGCAAGGGCCCUCCCGCGUAACAGUACCGACUUUGACCUUUGGGUGCAACAAGGCAAGGCUGUAGCAAUCAAGUCUUCUUUGGAUUUCUACAACGAGCUGUUGUGUGCAAACUGGAGAAUCGUGCUCAUCUCCGAUAGAUCCGAGAAGCGACGUGAAGCAACGGAAAGGAACCUGCGUGCUGCAGGCUACAGUGGCUGGACAAAAUUAAUCCUGGACUAUCAGUUCAAUACAAAUGAGCUGCACAUACAACAAGAUGCCACUGCAGUGACAGGAGCAUCAGGGGAGAAAACAAUCUCAAUUGAAAAUUUCCCGGACAAAGUUGACCAAGAAAAGUUUAUGUUCUUUAAGCUGCCUAACCCCAUGUACUAGUGUGUGCGUGCAAUUCGUAAUAAAUUGCUGCGCGUUGCAUUGCAGCAA
Messenger RNA from Selaginella moellendorffii, 672 nucleotides. Its product is annotated as acid phosphatase 1. The transcript is spliced from 3 exons. Bases 19 to 624 code for a protein of 201 amino acids. The record is from RefSeq and is a predicted model, not a curated record. NCBI's taxonomy places the organism in Eukaryota, Viridiplantae, Streptophyta, Lycopodiopsida, Selaginellales, Selaginellaceae.